GAAGCUGGUAAAGACGGCUCCCCAGGACCUCCAGGAGAGGCUGCUCAAACUGACUGGUGUCAUAGAGGAGCAGCUGAACAGCCAGCCUGGCCCCUGUGGAGGAUUCUCAGAUACCUACGCUGCUCUUUGUGAUUUGAAUGAAAUUCCAUUCAGAGAGGAGAUUCAGUGGGACAUCGACAACAUCUACUACACACACAACUGGAAAAAGUUCAACCUACAGGACUUUAGCCAUUUAGAAAGCAAAGACCUAGCUUUGGCUGUAGCAGCUUUGUCUUUCAACCAGUGGUUCACUAAGAUCUACUGCAAAGGACUCAAACUGUCAGUUGACGUCCAGCAGCAGCUGACAUUCCUGCUCUCCAAAUCUUCGACUCUGGAGGAACUCUCCCUGGAGGAAUGUGGGUUAAAAGUGGACUUUGCUGUGAAAAUGGCCACUGCCCUCCAUGAAGGCCCACCUUCUGCUCUGCAAGCCAUCAAUCUGUCGGGCAACUCGGUGGAAGACAAAGGUGUCAUCGCCCUCAGUCAGGAGAUCCAGCACCUGAAUGAGGGACUGCAGGUCCUCUCCCUGAGCCGGGUCUCCAUGAGCUCCAAAGGUACAAAUGCAGCCUGGAAAGUGCGGGAAGUGACCACGAGUGUCCAGGAGUUCUUCAGUCAGAGCUGUGAGCUGAGAUACGUGGGUCUGUCUGCAACCAAGCUGCCUCCACAGGCUCUCAGGUUAUUGCUGCAGGGUCUUGCCACCAACACGCAUCUCUGUGGAUUGGCGUUAGAUCUCAGCAGCUGUGAGCUGUGUUCGGCUGGGGCCCAGGUGAUACAGGAGCACAUCUCCGAGGCGACAGCAAUCAGAACCCUGGAUAUCUCUGACAACAGUUUUGAGAACGACAUGGUGACCCUGGUUCUGUCUGUGGGUCGAUGCAAGUCUCUUCGUCACCUUGCUCUUGGGAGGAACUUUGCCAUGAAGUCCAGAGCUCUCACCGACCUUCUUCAUCGCAUCGCCCAGCUCAUUCAGGAUGACGAGUGUGGCCACGCCACUUUGGCUGAGCUGGACAUCAGUGGGAACAACAUUGGAGACACUGGAGCCAAAAUGCUGGCCAAAGCCCUGAUGACCAACACCAAACUCAGGUCGUUGACAUGGGACAGAAACAAUGUGACUGCCAGAGGUUUUCAGGAUGUGGCCGAUGCCUUAGAGAGGAACUUUACGCUACAGGAGAUGUCUCUGCCCUUGGCUGAUAUCUCCCAGAGUUACCGCAGCAGCCCAGACAGAAUCAAAGACGCUCUGCACAAGAUCCAGCUGUGUUUAGACAGGAACAAGAUGAAACAUCCUGGAAGUGUGGAGCUUAAGCAACUCUUCAGGAGUCAACCGUCUGAAAAGCUGAUCCAGGGUAUGUGCCGCCAGCUGGAAGACAGUCUGCAGCGUAUAAGCCUCUGCAACGCUCAGCUAGUCCAGAACGACAUUAUGACUGCACACGAGGUGCUUCAAAAUGCCAGAGAGUCUCUGAAGCUGCUUCCGUCUCUCUGUGAAGAGAGCAGAAAGUCUGUUUCUGAUGGAGACUGGGUGAUGGAUAUCCUGUCUGAUACGACUUCGGCCCUAACUCAGGAAAUCACCAAAAACUUGCAGGAGUUUGGUCAAGGCCUGAUGGGAUAUGCAGAGACGGUGUGUCCACGGGUGGUUCAGCGCUCCAGUGUCUGCAAGAGUCUGUCAGAGUGCAUAUCCAAAAGAAGCAAACAGGCCGAAACGUUCCUGAAAAGCACUCUGGUGGAAACUGCAGGGCAAAAAAUCUCUUCGAGACUGAGUGAACUGAGACAAACGUUGGCUGUGACUCUGGCUGAGAGCAUGGUAGAGCAGGUGCUGCAGGAUCUGACAGCGGCACAGGACAAAAUGGACUGCCUAAUUAGUGAAAAUUCAUCCAGUGCUCAGAGAAUCAACAUCCCAGAGCUCCGACUGACUGACAGUGAUUUCCCAACCGAUGAUUACAGUCCAGCCUUCUGGAGGAACGGUUUGCUUUCUCAGAGCUUGAGGCCGGCCGCUUCCAUCAAAAUCAUGCAUGAUCAUAAGCCAGAUCCAGUGUCUGAGGACAAGAAAGACGGAAAUGAGGCGAUGGACAGAGUGGAUGAAGGAGUAGAGGAGUUCUUCACCAAGAAAAUCCUCCCUGACUAUGCACUAAAAGGCCGAUGGGAGGAGUCAAACUCUACCCAAGUCCCAGAAUCAAGCACCACCCCUCUUCCCUCUCCAUCUGACAUUACUUUAUCUACCACCACCAUCACCUCUCCCUCUGCUACAUCUACUGACACUUCCUUUCCAUCCCUUGAUGUUCACUCCCUUCCCUCAUCCACCACCUUUCCCUCCACCACUAGUUCCACCACCUCCGCAAUUCCUACAAAAAAUAUAAAGAAAAAGUUUGGUGAUUUCUUCGUCUUCAAGAGAGCUCGAGCAGGCCGAUCUGCCAAGACAGGCGGUGGGGAUGGAGGACAAGGAUCUGAGGUGGUCAAGGUCAAAAGGUCCUCCAUCGCAGAUCUCAUUCGACCCCUUCGGGAGACCAAAGACAGGGACAGAGAUAGGGAAAGGGAGAAGGAGAGGUGGAAGGUGUCAGAGGAGGAUGCUAACAUUUGUAAUGAUGCCACUACUACAGAAGGAACUGUCGCCCCCGGCUGCCAUCUUGCCGACGUUGUGAGGGAAACAGUACCCCCGGCUGAAUCAUUAAGCACAACACAAUCGAGCGGGACGACUCCCCCCUACCCCACCGUCGCAACAAGCCCUGGACUCACCACAGCUGUGCUAGCUGAACUGGAAGAAGCAGCAGCUCCUGUACCACCACCACGCCUCAGCCCAACUCCUGCCAUCUUUACAACACCGGCGGCGCCAGAGAGGCAACCAGGGGAUCCGUCAUGUGGGGAAAGGAGACUGAGGGUGACCAAAAGACUGAGAGAAAAUAAGAGCCAGAGUCUCAUCCUGCUGACAGGGAUAGAAGCGGAGGACAAAGAUAAUACACCCAAUAAGAAACAUGCAUCUGAGAGCACGCCUGGCUUUGAACAGAGGCUUCAGGUGAUGCUGCACAGAAUGGGAGUGACCAAAACUCCACCUGCUGAUACCAAGAUGUGCCAGAAUAAAGAUGAGGAGCUGAGAAAAGCCACCUCUGAAGGUGCUAUCCUGAACAAACCUGAACUACCUCCCAAAGACAUCAAGUCCCGAACGAUGUCAACCUCAUCAGCUGAGCCCAGGCAUCCUCUGAGGUUACAAGACCCCAACCGGCCGGUUCUGCUCUACCCAAAGCCCGCCCUUCCUGAGCGCCUGGUGCCCCCCCCUCCAGCCAGACCUUCUCUAGCAGUCAAACCUCCCCCACCCAUCCCAGCUGCUCGUCCCUCCUCUGCUCCUGCCCUCAGCAGCUCAUCAGAACAAAUCCAGCAACAGGAUGGCAGGCCAAUGGAAACCACACAGCAGAACGGCAGCCAGGAUGGUGCACAGGGGGAAACCAUCCGUCUGUCUCCCAGGAAAGAGCUCCGUCCUUCAGCUCCAAGACCUUGGAGAGGUGAUGCUGCUCCAGAUCGCAGCGAGAAAGCACAGUCAGUCACUGACGCGAAACAGUCGGAGGAAGAACAGGUGAAGAACCAGAUGGAUGAACAGAAGGCAGAGAGAGGACCAACAGUUGGAGGAACUACCAACAAGGAACUACUUUUCACAGCAGAGUCUUCCUCUGCUACUAGAAUGAGGAAUUCACCUGACAAGACGCUUCCUGUCAUGGAGAGACCUCCUGAUCCACCCAGAAAGGAGACCGUCCUGCGCACACAGAGACUGUCCUGCACGCACAGAGACCUUCUUGCGCGCAAGGAGACCGUCCUGCUCACACAGAGACCGUCCUGCACGUCCAGAGACCAUCCUGCGCGCACGAAGACCGUUCUGCACGCACAGAGACCGUCCUGCGCGUCCAGAGACCAUCCUGCGCGCACGAAGACCGUUCUGCACGCACAGAGACCGUCCUGCGCGCACAGAGACCUUCCUACGUGCACGAAGACCAGACCGUCCUGCGCGUCCAGAGACCAUCCUGCGCGCACGAAGACCGUUCUGCACGCACAGAGACCGUCCUGCGCGCACAGAGACCUUCCUACGUGCAAGGAGACCGUCCUGCAUGCACAGACACUGUCCUGUGCACCCAGAGACCGUCCUGCGCACCCAGAGACCAUCAUGCGCGCACAAAGACUGUUCUGCACGCACAGAGAUCGUCCUGCGCGCCCAGAGACCGUCCUGCACGCACAGAGACCGUCCUGCCCGCACAGAGACCAUCCUACGUGCCCAAAAACCGUGCUGUGCACACAGAGACUGUCCUGCGCGCCCAGAGACCAUCCUGCGCGCACGAAGACUGUCCUGCACGCACAGAGACCGUCCUGCGUGCCCAGAGACCGUCCUGCACGCACAGAGAACGUCCUGCGCGCACAGAGACCGUCCUACGUGCCCAAAAACCGUCCUGCUCACACAGAGAUUGUCCUGCGCGCACGAAGACCGUCCUGCGCGCCCAGAGACCGUCCUGCGCGCACAGAGACCGUCCUGCGCGCCCAGAGACCGUCCUGCGCGCACAGAGACCGUCCUGCGCGCCCAGAGACCGUUCUGCGCGCACAGAGACCGUCCUGCGCGCACAGAGACCGUCCUGCAUGCACAGAGACCGUCCUGCGCGCCCAGAGACCUCCUGCACGCACAGAGACCGUCCUGCGCGCCCAGAGACCGUCCUGCGCGCCCAGAGACCGUCCUGCACGCACAGAGACCGUACUGCACGCACAGAGAUCUUCCUGCACGUACAAAGACCGUCCUACGCGCCCAGAGACCGUCCUGCACGCACAGAGACCAGACCGUCCUGCGCGCACAGAGACCGUCCUGCACGCACAGAGACCGUCCUGCGCGCCCAGAGACCGUCCUGCGCGCACAGAGACCGUCCUGCACGCACAGAGACCGUCCUGCACGCACAGAGACCGUCCUGCGCGCCCAGAGACCGUCCUGCGCGCCCAGAGACCGUCCUGCACGCACAGAGACCGUACUGCACGCACAGAGAUCUUCCUGCACGUACAAAGACCGUCCUACGCGCCCAGAGACCGUCGUGGGAGCACAGAGACCAUCCUGCGCACACGGAUACUGUCCUGGAAGAGCUUGGCCACAUCAGGACGCUCAGAUGUCUGUCUCUCGUUUUUCAACUUCUGGGGGUGA
This is a messenger RNA of Cyprinodon variegatus (sheepshead minnow), 5185 nucleotides long. Its product is annotated as leucine-rich repeat-containing protein 16C-like. Gene Ontology annotation, molecular function: protein binding. The transcript has 34 exons. Gene Ontology annotation, cellular component: plasma membrane; lamellipodium. NCBI's taxonomy places the organism in Eukaryota, Metazoa, Chordata, Actinopteri, Cyprinodontiformes, Cyprinodontidae. The annotation marks the transcript as partial. The record is from RefSeq and is a predicted model, not a curated record. Gene Ontology annotation, biological process: cell migration; regulation of Arp2/3 complex-mediated actin nucleation.